This is a messenger RNA of Platichthys flesus (European flounder), 1841 nucleotides long. Its product is annotated as tubulin beta-4B chain-like. Gene Ontology annotation, cellular component: microtubule; cytoplasm. Bases 144 to 1478 code for a protein of 444 amino acids. NCBI's taxonomy places the organism in Eukaryota, Metazoa, Chordata, Actinopteri, Pleuronectiformes, Pleuronectidae. The transcript has 5 exons. Gene Ontology annotation, molecular function: GTP binding; structural constituent of cytoskeleton; GTPase activity. The record is from RefSeq and is a predicted model, not a curated record. Gene Ontology annotation, biological process: microtubule cytoskeleton organization; mitotic cell cycle.
CCACAGCUCCUGCGCCAUUCAACCCGGGACUGUCCACCGAAGCAGAAGCACCUAGCACCCAGCAGCCAGCAUCCAGCAAGCAGCACCGGAGACGGUACCAGCUUCUUCUUCUUAGACAGAGCCACCACCACCGCACCGACAACAUGCGUGAGAUCCUGCAUCUGCAGGCCGGCCAGUGCGGAAACCAGAUUGGAGCAAAGUUCUGGGAGGUGAUCAGUGAUGAGCACGGCAUCGACCCAACAGGCAGUUACCAUGGAGACAGCGACCUGCAGUUGGACAGAAUAAAUGUCUACUACAAUGAGGCUUCAGGUGGGAAAUACGUCCCGAGGGCCAUCUUGGUGGAUCUGGAGCCAGGCACCAUGGACUCUGUCCGCUCCGGCCCCUUUGGCCAGCUCUUCAGACCAGACAACUUUGUCUUUGGCCAGAGUGGAGCAGGUAACAACUGGGCCAAGGGCCACUACACAGAGGGGGCUGAGCUGGUGGACUCUGUCAUGGACGUAGUGAGGAAGGAGGCUGAGAGCUGCGACUGUCUCCAGGGUUUCCAGCUCACACACUCCCUGGGUGGUGGUACCGGCUCCGGCAUGGGAACACUGCUCAUCAGCAAGAUCCGCGAGGAGUACCCCGAUCGUAUCAUGAACACCUUCAGCGUGGUGCCCUCUCCUAAGGUGUCAGACACAGUGGUGGAGCCCUACAACGCCACCCUGUCAGUCCACCAGCUGGUUGAGAACACAGAUGAGACUUACUGCAUCGACAACGAGGCCUUGUAUGACAUCUGCUUCCGCACCCUCAAACUUACCACACCCACUUACGGAGACCUCAACCAUCUGGUCUCUGCCACCAUGAGUGGUGUGACAACAUGCCUGCGUUUCCCCGGCCAGCUCAACGCCGACCUCCGCAAACUGGCCGUCAACAUGGUACCCUUCCCUCGUCUGCACUUCUUCAUGCCCGGCUUUGCCCCCCUGACCAGCCGUGGCAGCCAGCAGUACAGAGCCCUCUCUGUGCCCGAACUCACUCAACAGAUGUUCGACGCCAAGAACAUGAUGGCCGCCUGCGACCCACGCCACGGCCGAUACCUGACAGUGGCCGCCAUCUUCCGUGGGCGCAUGUCAAUGAAAGAAGUCGAUGAGCAGAUGCUGAACGUGCAGAACAAGAACAGCAGCUACUUUGUAGAAUGGAUCCCCAACAACGUCAAGACAGCCGUGUGCGACAUCCCUCCACGUGGGCUCAAGAUGGCCGCCACCUUCAUCGGCAACAGCACAGCCAUCCAGGAGCUGUUCAAGCGCAUCUCCGAGCAGUUCACCGCCAUGUUCCGCAGAAAGGCCUUCCUCCAUUGGUACACCGGCGAGGGCAUGGAUGAGAUGGAGUUCACUGAGGCAGAGAGCAACAUGAACGACCUGGUGUCCGAGUACCAGCAGUACCAGGACGCCACGGCUGAGGAGGGAGAGUUCGAGGAGGAGGGAGAGGAAGAAGUGGCCUAAGGCUAAUAUCACUCAUUUCUCAACUGCACUCGUCACAACUCCAUCCAUUCUUCCCCUGACUUCAGCCCUACUCUGCUCUCUACUCUUUAUUUUUACAGUUCACUCAUUCCCUUGCUCCUUUCCUUCUGUUUUCUUUCCUCUCUUCCUCUCUCCACCUUGAGUAGGAACACCAAGCUGACCCUCUCAUCUUAGUUCUCAUGUAGAGGAAGCUAACACAGUUGUGCUUGUGCUCUUUGUUCUGUAGCCUUCUGGUGAUGUUCAAUUAUCACCCAGCAGUUCCAUCAAUAAAACCGUUCAACUCACCUAUAUCUGAGCAAUUGUCUAAUUUGCCAUUGAUUGAAAUAAACUUGUCGUGAACAAUUA